AAGCUGUCUGCUCCAGAAGAUUCGGCGCGAGCUGCAUCACGGCCGCGGAAUCGCUCAUUAAAGAAGUCCGCAGCAGUACAGGAUGAUGAGCCAUCGUUGUUGGAUAUGGGACGGCGAGCUGCCUCAUUCGAGACAUGCCAGGCCUCGACCGUCAAAGCCUCGCCAUCACUGCGACCGGCAUCGUUUGACUCACGAAUGUCGGCGUUCUCUCCUGUGGACGUGCCACGGUUACUCGUCCAUUCACCGGCAUCUCCGCUAGCCAUGGAGCCACCUCCGCAGGCCACCGACAGUCGGCUGCUGACCGUGCCAUCGCCGGACUACCGAAAAAUGUCUUGUGAGUCUCCCAAAGCUAGCGACUACAUCACGAUGGGUUUGGCUCCGGCGAUUCUCGGCCAAUUAACGGCAAUUGCAUCGACGAUGAUGACACCCACGACGAUGGACGAAGUUAAACCGUCACCAAUCCAAGUUUGUAAC
Molecule: messenger RNA, 474 nt
Organism: Ostertagia ostertagi
Lineage: Eukaryota; Metazoa; Nematoda; Chromadorea; Rhabditida; Trichostrongylidae
Source: the annotation of a GenBank genome assembly